Lactuca virosa is the source of this 901-nucleotide messenger RNA. The record is from the annotation of a GenBank genome assembly. NCBI's taxonomy places the organism in Eukaryota, Viridiplantae, Streptophyta, Magnoliopsida, Asterales, Asteraceae.
AGGCUAGGGUUUCAGCUCAUCAUAGCCGAUUACUUUACUCAACUCAGCUCACAACAGAGACCAGCAACCUGAUCUCCCCUCUAGAAGAGAUCAGGCAACUAUAUAGCAAUGGCGCCCACAUUUUAUGUUGGUUCGGAGGCUGGGCUCAAGAAGCUUGAUGAAUACCUAUUGUCUCGCAGUUACAUCACAGGGUAUCAAGCUUCAAAGGAUGAUCUCACUGUUCAUGCAGCUUUCACAAAACCCCCAUCACCCCAGUAUGUGAAUGUAUCUCGUUGGUUCACUCAUAUUGAUGCCCUUUUGAGGAUUUCUGGUGUGUCUGCUGAAGGCAGUGGUGUUGUUGUUGAGGGAUCCGCUUCUUUCCCAGAAGAAGCCAUUGCAACUCCUCCUGUUGCUGAUACAAAGGCUUCAGCUGAUGAAGAUGAGGAUAGUGACGUGGAUCUUUUUGGUGAGGAGACUGAAGAGGAAAAGAAGGCUGCUGAAGAACGUGCAGCUGCAGUGAAAGCAUCUGGGAAAAAGAAAGAAUCUGGGAAGUCUUCGGUGUUGUUGGAUGUGAAGCCUUGGGAUGAUGAAACUGACAUGCAAAAGCUUGAGGAAGCUGUUAGAAGUGUUCAAAUGGAGGGCUUGCUAUGGGGUGCAUCAAAGUUGGUGCCAGUUGGAUAUGGCUUACUGCAGAGCCAAUCAAUGAAUAUGUUCAGAGCUGUGAUAUUGUGGCCUUCAAUAAGAUCUAAUUUCUGCUUGAUUGGGACAGAAGAAAGACGCAGGAGGAUGGUUUUGUGGAGUUGUUAUUUAUGUUAGUUUGCAGUUGUGUUGAUCAUGAGGGAUCCCUGUUGUUAGUGGUUCUAUCAGUGUUGACCUUUUGCUAUAUAUAUGGUUAUGUUUGUGUUGAUCUUUAAUUGUCUCC